Molecule: messenger RNA, 999 nt
Organism: Darwinula stevensoni
Lineage: Eukaryota; Metazoa; Arthropoda; Ostracoda; Podocopida; Darwinulidae
Source: the annotation of a GenBank genome assembly
UGAAAGUGGUGUCACUGGGUGUGCAUUCUAGUGGGCUAUUCCACUCUUGCGUGUUGGUGUUCAGCAAUUACUCGGGGUGUGGAGUUUGGAAGAUAGGUAUCAUCUGGGAAAAUGGUGAAGUCAUGCUGUUGUGGGUGUUUGAGCCUUAGAAGUGGCAGCAUGACCAUUGCAUUGUUACGGCUGAUUAACGACUGCAUCUGUUUCAUCUCCAUCCUGGCUUCUGUGAGUGCAAUGGAUACCAUUACGUUCUCCCUAUGGAAUUACGGGUCCGAAAAAACGUUCGCCAGAGUGCUCAUUGGCCUGACGUGCUACUUCUUUGCGAUGGUCGUCGUUGAUUCGUUGCUCGUCCAUGGCAUUCGCAAGAGGAAGCGGGUCCUCAUGAUCCCAUGGCUCUGCAUGGCCCUCCUGGAGCUCGUCCUCGCGCUCCUGCUCUUCAUCAUGGUGUUCGUCGUGGCGACGCAGGUCAUCGGCGAGGCCGUCUUCCUCGUUAUCAUGUUCGUCAGCUUCAUCGCUUUCUUUGCCAUCCCCGUCCACUUCUUUGAUGUCGUCUAUUUCUAUUUCAAGGAGCUCGGAGUUGAGGGAGAGUCUCAAGGUCAAUCCAUGCAGCCCUUCUACGGAUUAGGGCCAAGUCCCUCGCAUUUCCCCGGAGCAAGCCAGUAUUUCCAGAAUUUCCAAAGACAGGGCCAAUAUUUACAACGUUUCCCUGCCGGACAACAAUACCAGAACUUCCCUGGACAAUACCUCGGGGUCCAGAACCUGCCCAGAGGAGGCAACCCGAGCCAGUAUUUCCCGGAGGAAGGCCAGCGAUUCCAGCGUUUCCCCGAUGGAGGCCAGCGUUUCCCCGAUGGAGGCCAGCGUUUCCCCGAUGGAGGCCAGCGUUUCCCCGAUGGAGGCCAGCGCUUCCAGCGUUUCCCUGAUGGAGGCCAGCGCUUCCAGAACCACCCAGGAUAUUUCCAGCCGGGUGGUUUAAAUCCUUAUGCUCAGAAGGAGAGAUAUUGA